AUGCUCGGACGUUUCAUAAAACACCCCAAAUCCACGAAUUUCGAAGAUGAUGACAGCCGACCGUCGAAGCGACUGCGACUGCAGCGACUAGACACUGACGACGCCUCAGAGACCGCCUCUGCUCCACCAUCGCCCAGGCUUGGGGCCCGAGAUCGUGGCGAUGAUGGAAGCGAUGAUGAGGAUGGAGAUACGGCAUUGCCCAUUCCCCACAAGACGGAUCUCGAGAGCGCUCUACCACCUAUCAAGACCGAUGAGGAGGCGAUUGAGGAAUACGAGGCCUUCAAAGCCUCCCAGGAUCAAGACGCUGCGAGUGCUGAAGGACGGCUGAGCACUCAGAACUGGAUCCGUGGCAAAAGCUCAAUAUACGUGGACGCUUUUAAUCUAGCUCUUGACACCGUUCUGGACGAGGAGAGCCAUCUGUUUGAUGAAGCUGAGAUGUCAAUUUUCGAGCGAUGGCGAGAGUUAGACUAUGAGGCCCAAUACUUAUACGUCCGAUUGUUCCUCCGAAAGACAGCCAGUUGGCAUCGUAUCAACUCGCUAGGUUAUCAUAGUGAUAUCUCGGACCUUGAUACCUCCAUACUAUUAUUACAACAGACCAGACCUCUACCAUCCUCCUCCUCCCAAGAACACGCAAAUCCAGGCGAAUUGGAACCACCAGCAGGGACUACACUUGGUGCUGCGUUUACCUUUGCGGAUAGGUCUGAGGAUGAGAUAAAAACACUGGAAGAAGCUUCAUCUCUGCUGAAGUUGGACGAGCUUAAGGCUCUAGCAAAAGACGCAAAAGUACAAGGGAGGAAUAAGGGCGAACUGCUGAGAGCAUUACGCCGAACAAGUCAGAAACAAGUUGGAUUGGGAUGGGUUGGCUUGAAGCGCUCCGACACGGAUUCUUCAAGGCGUUCAUCCGCGUCUGGUCUGGAUAAUGAAGCUGCCGAAGCUGAUGCAGAAGAUGAUAACAGCUCAGAGGCAAAUCGGGACUCUCAUUUUACUCGUAAGAUACUUCAAGAGACUGGGCCAUGUAUCAGACUAUCACUAGCACCGUUAAAGCUCUUUGAGAGGGUUCAUCUGGUGUUUUAUCGGUCUACGGAAUGGACUGAAAAGUCCCUGACGGCUAUUAUACUGGCUAAAAUUGCGCGGCGCAACUUUCCGGAAUUCAUUGUUUCGCGAUCAGCCAACGUAUUCUCUUCACGUGCGAGUCUGUUAGAGUUUGAAGCAUCUAUACGAACCCAGUUUCGAAUCGACAAUAUCCUCGAGUUCAACGGCAGACCUACAGAUUCAGGGCUCCGGGAGAUCUUGAAUAUCUUCGAAGAAGUCUAUCCGCGCUGGCAAGCCUUACUGAAAGAAGAGCAAAGGAAGGAGGACAGUGUCUACCAAAGUGGCGAAGGCGCCUAUCUGCGUAGACUGUCACCAGCAUGGGUCUACACCCGUAUCGUACACAAAGCUGCAUACGUCGUUGGGAAGCUCAAGCAACAUAAACGCGAGCACGAGCUUCUUUCCGAGCUUCUCGCUCAACGGUUGUUCCAUGCCUCACGUAGAGGUGCAUGGUACCAACGCAAAGCCCUACUAGAAGAACACUACAUGGCCUUGCUAACACCCGCCGAUGGUCGCAGCGACGACGCACAGAAGAAGCACUGGAGACGCAUUGCCCUCCAGACAUGCGAAGACGGACUACAAGACAACAUGGUCCACAUAAUCCACCACUACGACCUGCAAAAACGCGUCAAAAAGCUCGAGAAGGCCAUCAAGAUAGCCAAGCGUGCCCAACACGAUUUCUCCCACGUCCGCCUCGCCGCCGCCGUCGAAGUAAACAUCGAAGGCAUCCGAAUCGAAAAGGAGGACCUCCCGUCACUUAGACGGAGAAAUAGCUCACCACACCCAAACAGCAGCAAACGAGGCGCCAAAACCAUCUGGCUCGACCCACUCGAAGACAACGACGAGUGCUCUGUCGAAGCUAUGUGUCUCUCACAUUACCGCUCGCAAGGCUGGAAGGGCUAUCAUAGCGAAGGCGGCAUCGUGCGAACACUGUUUGGCUAUCUCUUCUUCGACGUGCUCUUCACGUAUGUCCCAAACGUAUUCCAGACCCCUUACCAGACAUGUCCCCUAGAUCUCCACACCGACGCCUUCUUCCCAAGUCGCAUCUCGGAAAUAAACCGCCGCCUCGUUGAAAUCGGUAAUGGCGACGCAGAAGCCCUCCUCCGUAAUGUGUGGAACGAACACCACGAGCGCAAAACCUGCGUCGUGGGUUUAGACUGGUCAUUCGAGCUCGACGACUUGAUCGAGAUCGUGCAAUGCUUUGACGGAGGUGCACUGGCCACAGUGUGUAAAGUUAUGGCACAGGAGUAUGGGCAGAGGGGCGGUGGCGUGCCUGAUUUGUUUCUGUGGCAUUCGGAAAGGAAGGAGGUGAUGUUUGCGGAGGUCAAGAGUGAGAAUGACCGGCUGAGCGAUACGCAGAGGCUUUGGAUUCAUGUGUUGACGGGCGCGGGGGUCAGGGUUGAGCUUUGUCAUGCUAUUGCGAGGGAGGUGAGGGUUGUGUAAUUUAAGAUACAGAUAAUUGGAAGGGAAAGUCAUCGUCCUGCCGUAUUCGUUGCUUUGGAUAUUGACGUUGAAAUCCUUCAAAGAUCUCAAAUGCAGGAUGGCUUAUUACCAGCGCCUGGUCCUACUGAGGCAAAGGAAUACCAAUAUUGGUAUCACAAAAAUAUACGAACUUUCAAGUCAUAUACAAUACGUUCGACUCCCAC
Molecule: messenger RNA, 2735 nt
Organism: Mytilinidion resinicola
Lineage: Eukaryota; Fungi; Ascomycota; Dothideomycetes; Mytilinidiales; Mytilinidiaceae
Exons: 2
Coding region: 1-2532 (843 amino acids)
Biological process (GO): interstrand cross-link repair
Cellular component (GO): nucleus
Molecular function (GO): 5'-flap endonuclease activity; flap-structured DNA binding; 5'-3' exonuclease activity
Source: RefSeq, a predicted model, not a curated record